AGUCCACCAUGAAGCAUCUCGCUCCCCUGCUUCUCCUCGUCGCUGUCCUCCCACAGGCAAAACUCUGUGAUAGCAGCCGCUGCCUCCGCUCUGCGAAAAAGGAUGUCCUCAAAAUGCUGUUGACGUGGGAAGAGGAUUCCUGCUCUCCCAACCUGCCAGGGCUGCUUGAGAAACUUCCCCGAAGCUGCAAAGAAAUCAAGACUUCCCAAGAAGGGGCCACAGAUGGAUUGUAUUUCCUGGCCACGGAAGACGGCGAGCUCUACCAGACCUUCUGUGACAUGACCACCAAUGGAGGAGGAUGGACUUUGGUGGCCAGCGUCCACGAGAACAAUAUGUAUGGGAAAUGCACCGUGGGGGAUCGCUGGUCCAGCCAACAAGGCAGUGAUGUCAAUUACCCAGAAGGAGAUGGGAACUGGUCCAACAAUUCCACCUUUGGGUCAGCCAUAGCUUCAACAAGCAAUGACUACAAGAAUCCUGGCUAUUAUGACCUUGCAGCAGGAGAUCUGUCCAUAUGGCACGUCCCAAACAAAACCCCCAUGAAAGAAUGGCGAGAUGCUUCACUCUUCAGAUACCAUACUGAAACUGGGUUCUUGGCUGAGGAAGGAGGCAACCUUCCCAGGCUCUACCAGAAAUACCCAGUGAAAUAUGGAAUUGGCAGCUGCCGAACAAAUAACGGCCCAGCUAUACCCAUUGUCUAUGAUGCUGGUGAUGCCAAGAAGACCUCAGACUAUUAUUCUCCAUCUGGGCGGGGCGAAUUUGUCCCUGGCUAUGUUCAGUUCCGAGUCUUUAAUAAUGAGAAAGCUGCCAUGGCUCUGUGCUCGGGAGUGAAAGUCACAGGAUGCAACACAGAACACCACUGCAUUGGUGGAGGAGGCUUUUUCCCGGAAGCAAAUCCUCAGCAGUGUGGCGACUUCACUGGCUUUGCCUGGAACGGCUAUGGGACCCACAGAGACUGGAGCGUUUCCAAAGAACUCAUUGAGGCGGCUGUGCUGAUCUUUUAUCAUUAAUUCAAACAAAUGCUGGUGCUGUAAAAAAACAGACACAUCAGAGCCACAACCCUGAGAAUGAAACACUUUUCUUUAAUGGCAUUGAAAUUAAAAAGCAAACUAAGCCAGGAGGGAGCAGAAGGUAG
Molecule: messenger RNA, 1132 nt
Organism: Elgaria multicarinata webbii
Lineage: Eukaryota; Metazoa; Chordata; Lepidosauria; Squamata; Anguidae
Product: intelectin-like protein
Exons: 7
Coding region: 9-1007 (332 amino acids)
Molecular function (GO): oligosaccharide binding
Source: RefSeq, a predicted model, not a curated record